AGUUCUGUCGUUUUCAAAGUUGAAAGUGAAGCAGCUUUAGAGCGUGUCUGGACUAUUGAUCACUUUAAUGUCGAGCUACUCAGCUUCAUCUUUCAAACUAUAUCAUUACUAAUCCACAUCUUUUUGUUUCUAAUUAACUGACUGCAGGUUUUAAUUUCCAUUUGGGGCCUUAAUCACCGAGCCACAGACUACAGUAUAAGGUUAUCGAGGAACUGGUAUUUAUUAUAUCCCAAUUCGUUCCUCACUUCUUUCGAUCAAUUUGCUGCAGCUUAAGAAAAGAUUAUGAAGGAAGAGGAAGGAGAGGAGUACCUGUUCAAGAUAGUAGUCGUCGGCGACUCGGCGGUCGGAAAAUCCAACCUGCUGUCCCGGUUCGCCAGGGAUGAGUUCGACCACCACUCCAAAGCCACAAUCGGAGUUGAGUUCCAGACCCAAGUUGUGAUGAUCGACGGAAAGGAGGUGAAGGCCCAAGUCUGGGACACCGCCGGACAAGAACGCUUCCGGGCGGUCACCUCUGCUUACUACAGAGGAGCUGUUGGUGCUCUUAUUGUCUAUGACAUUACCCGCAGGACUACCUUUGAGAGCAUCAAACGCUGGCUAGAAGAGCUCGAUACUCACUGUGACACGGCAGUAGCAAGGAUGCUGGUGGGUAACAAGUGCGAUUUGGAGGACAUUAGAGACGUGAAGGUGGAAGAGGGAGAAGCCCUAGCAAAAGAAGAAGGGCUGUUCUUUAUAGAAACCUCUGCAUUGAACUCUACCAAUGUCAAUACCGCCUUUGAGAUUGUGAUUCGCAAGAUCCACAAAAAUGUUAGCAGGAAGCUGCUCAACUCUGAUUCCUACAAAGCUGAAUUGUCAGUCAACCGGGUCAACCUCUUAAAUGGGACCGAUGCGUCUAAGCAAAACAUGAACAAUUGCUGUUCCACAUAAUUUUUGUUUUGCCUUUGCCAUUGCACUUUUGCUUCUCCUACUGCUUAAUUCUAUUCAUGAUCUUGCGGUAUGUACACAAUGGUAUAUUUUCUAUAUAUAUGAGUAAUUAAUUUAUUUUAAAUUUGCAGUCGCGAAAGUAUUGCAAUGAAUGUAAGACCUAGAUAAAUGAUGAGGUGUAGUUUAUCUGUUUCAUGUGGUUGUGUUGCAAAAUUGGCAAUGAGAUACAAUUGUGUUAGCAAUGGAUAUGAGAGACAUGGAUAAAUAAAGUUUAAUGGUGGCCCUUUGUUGAGCC
This is a messenger RNA of Cuscuta epithymum, 1216 nucleotides long. NCBI's taxonomy places the organism in Eukaryota, Viridiplantae, Streptophyta, Magnoliopsida, Solanales, Convolvulaceae. The record is from the annotation of a GenBank genome assembly.